Messenger RNA from Nannospalax galili (Upper Galilee mountains blind mole rat), 3265 nucleotides. RefSeq names its product homeobox B6 (gene Hoxb6). Gene Ontology annotation, cellular component: nucleus. The transcript is spliced from 3 exons. Lineage: Eukaryota; Metazoa; Chordata; Mammalia; Rodentia; Spalacidae. The record is from RefSeq and is a predicted model, not a curated record. Gene Ontology annotation, molecular function: DNA-binding transcription factor activity, RNA polymerase II-specific; RNA polymerase II cis-regulatory region sequence-specific DNA binding. Gene Ontology annotation, biological process: regulation of transcription by RNA polymerase II; anterior/posterior pattern specification. Bases 1964 to 2638 code for a protein of 224 amino acids.
GAUAUUGAUUCUGUUACUUGUGUUUUAUUGGUAUUGGGGGUAUGUGGAUUUCGGUGAAGAAAACUGCCAUCUGUGUCUGAUAUGGAAACAUUUCCAACUUUCACUGGAUUCAAAUGUGGUGGUUAUGAAAAGCUGUUAGCUUAUUGUUGUUUUAAGCUUGUACAUAAAAAGAAAUUUGAGAGAGAAUAUAAAACAAAAAGGAAGCCCAACUAGGGAACCCAAUAGUGUCUGCCAAGGAAUCUUGCUGGUCCUUGAGUUCAGAGAGCUAACCCUGUCCCUCGAAUGCCCAAUUUUUGUUCCCUCACCAGGUCUCUUGGGAGAAGGGAAGCAGAAUGGGGGAGAACUGCUGGAUAUGAGGCUAAUUCCCAAAGUAACUGGUAGAGUGCAGGCUGGCUGGCAAGGGCCAAGAAAUGAGGUGAAGGUCUCUAGGGAAGCUUCAAGCAGAGAGCUAAGUGGUAUGGCCUCAAGAGCAGGGAGACAUUGUGAUUUAGUUAGGUUUGCAUGAAUAGGUGACUGUUUCUGUUUCUUAAAGCCAGAUGCAAGUCCUUCGGGCUCAGGCCUCUGGUUUCCUCAGGAUUUAAGGAUCUUGGUCAUGUGUGUGGGUUCAUUGGUAUUCUGAGCUGGGAGGAGAGGGAAAAGCAGCCACUUGUGGCACAGGACUGGGCCUCCCAGAGGGCCCAGGUAAGAGGAUCAGGCAUAGGCCUGGCCUGGGCUCCCAGAUAGACCCCUUGGCGUCUUAGCAAGAGAAAUUCAUCGCCAGCACCCAUGGCGCUCGGAGCUUAUUCGCAACGGGAAAAUUCUCCAAACCCACUCAGACUGAAGGUCUUUUUCCCCUGUAGUCUUGGUGGGUUAUAAAUCGUCCCUUAGACAUUUUCCUCUGACCCAAAUUAUGCGUUUUGCUGCCAUCUACCGUCCAUUCAGAGACACGCGGCUUGGGCACCACCAGCCCCGAGACCCUCCCGGAGUCCUGCAGGAUUGCCUGCAGUUCCCGGGCUGCACCGUUCAGUAGGAUUCGGGCCCACACCGAUGCGCUCCACUGCAUCUUGGUUCCCAGGUGUGGAUGACUAAGUACACUAGCCUCGACCUUCUCCUGUCUCCUCCAAACCCCACUCAUCCCAGCCCCAAACCCGGGGACUGGCAGAAGAAGCGGCAUCCUGGAUUUCUAGAGGAGUAGUAACACUAUAAUCCACGGACCGAGGGUAGAUACUGAACCAAGGGGUUCAGGGUUCAGACCCACGACCCCCAUCACCACCUAAGGCACAAGCAGGAUCGGGGGCCGCUGGAGAGGUCUGAGGCCAAGGCUGUUCAAGGCUGAUUUGGUUUUCUUCUCAGCCAAGGGAGGGGGCCGGUCAUGGGAGGCGCCGACCGGGCAGUUCCACUCGGUUGUCAAAAGACAAACCGAGUCUGUGUUCAUCGAGUUGGCUUGUGGGUCUUGCCAGUUCCUAAGCUGGUGAGUCCGUGGUGACAGAGUUGAACCGAGUUUUCUGGAAACUGUUGGUGUCUGCAAGUGACUGUUAGUCCCCUCCCCCAUUCUCAACCGUUUCAAGCGAAAUCGAAAUCGACGCAAAAAUGCUUUGGUGUAAAAUAAUCGGGAGUGGGGCUAAAUCAUUAAAGAACCAAACCAUUGCAAUUUCCGUUCCUGGCGGACCCCCUCACACCCGCUUAGCGGAACGGCUUCCCCGGGAGGGGGUGGAGAGGGCGGGGUACGCGCCUCUGUCACAGCCUAUGAGUGUUGGCCCCUGUCUCAUGGGUUACUGAUUAGCUCGGGCUUUCAAGCCGCAGGAGGAAGAUCUGGCUGCUCCUUUCAAGGUGCUGUGGCCCCAAUUCCUAGGCGGGGGCUCCAGGAAAUUGCCUGUGGUGCCAGGCCAGCCGAGGUGUUACUGGGGCGCGGCGCUCGGACUAUAAAACACAACAAAUCAUAAACCCGGCGGAGCAGCAGCGGCCGCGUGCGCCUCCCCUCCCAAUGAGUUCCUAUUUCGUGAACUCCACCUUCCCCGUCACUCUGGCCAGCGGGCAGGAGUCCUUCCUGGGCCAGCUACCGCUCUACUCAUCCGGCUAUGCGGACCCGCUGAGGCAUUACCCCGCGCCCUACGGGCCGGGGCCCGGCCAAGAGAAGGGCUUCGCCGCUUCCUCCUACUACCCAGCAGCCGCCGGCGGCUACGGCCGAGCGGCGCCCUGCGACUACGGGCCUGCACCCGCCUUCUACCGCGAGAAGGAGUCGGCCUGCGCGCUGGCCGGCGCCGACGAGCCGCCUCCGUUCCACCCCGAGCCACGGAAGUCCGACUGUGCGCAGGACAAGAGCGUGUUCGGCGAGACCGAGGAGCAGAAGUGCUCCACUCCCGUCUACCCGUGGAUGCAGAGGAUGAAUUCGUGCAACAGUUCCUCUUUUGGGCCCAGCGGUCGGCGAGGCCGCCAGACUUACACACGCUACCAGACUCUGGAGCUGGAGAAGGAAUUUCACUACAAUCGUUACCUGACCCGGCGGCGGCGCAUCGAGAUCGCGCACGCCCUGUGCCUGACCGAGCGGCAGAUCAAGAUCUGGUUCCAGAACAGGCGCAUGAAGUGGAAAAAGGAGAGCAAACUGCUCAAUGCGUCUCAGCUCAGUGCCGAGGAAGAGGAAGAAAAACCAGCUGAGUGAAGGUGCUGGAAAGGGAGGGGGGACGCGAAGCGGGAACCGAGGGCACCCGGGAGCCCUAGAAGGCUCUGAGGGCGGGGGAGUCUGGGGACCUGCUCUCCAGACCCAGACAGGCGGGGCCCAGCGCUCUCCUGGACGCCCCCGCCCACAGAGCUCUCCCCGGGUGCUCGAAGGCGGCGCCGCCGAGUCCACCCUGCACCCAGCGCCUCCUCCCUCCCCGAAGAACCCGUCUGGGCCCGAUCAGGCUCCCUGGUGAGAACUGAGAAUCGGACUCACUUGAUGUUUCCUGGAAGCAGAGCAGAAUGCUCUUGUCCGUGUCGAGUCUCAUUUCGUCCAUGUCCCCCGUGCACGGUUCAAUGGUAGAUUCGCUGUCCCCUCAGCAGGGGCCUUGGAGACUCCCUGACCCCAGACUUGUCUCUCCCACCCCUUCCCCAAAGUCACUGGAAAGGAGCACAUACUACCUAGAAGUAAGAAGAAAAGCCUCAGAAGAAAACAAAGUUCUAUUUUAUUAAUUUUCUAUGUGUUGUGUUUGUAGUCUUGUCUUAGCUCUGGACGUGAAAUACUUCGGUAAUAAUAUUAAUAUUAUUAAUAAUAAUGAUGAUAAUAAAGACGUGAAAACUCGCCGCUCAA